CGAGCCGCCUCGUGGCCGUGCCGUUCCUCUCCGGAGCCGUGCCCGUGUCUGUGCCGUGCCCGAGCCGAGCCGUGCCGUGCCCGUGCCGUACCCGCCCCCGGGCGCGCCUCCUCGGCGGCGCGGGAGGAGGCGGCGCGGAGCAUCGGCGGCGCCCGGGCGGGGAUGGCGGCUCCGGGAGCUCUGGAGCCGGCGACCGGCAGCGUGCCGGGCACCAAGGUGGAGCUCACCGUGUCCUGCCGGAACCUGCUGGACAUGGACACCUUCUCCAAGUCUGACCCAGUGGUGGUCCUUUUUGUGCAGGGCUCAGGGAGCAGCGAGUGGAAGGAGUUCGGGCGCACUGAGGUGAUCGACAACACCCUGAACCCCGACUUCGUCCGCAAGUUUGUCCUCGACUACUACUUUGAGGAGAAGCAAAACCUCCGCUUUGAUGUCUACAACGUGGACUCCAAGAGCUGCUCUGCCUUAAAGCAGGACUUCCUGGGGCAGGCAUUCGUGGCACUGGGGGAGGUGAUUGGGGCCCAGCGGGGACGCCUGGAGAGACCCCUCACGGGGGUCCCCGGGAAGCGAUGUGGGACCAUCCUGCUGCUGGCUGAGGAGCUGAGCAACUGCCGGGACAUCAUCACAAUGCAGCUGUGUGCUAACAAGCUGGACAAGAAGGACUUCUUUGGAAAAUCUGACCCCUUCCUCGUCUUCUACCGCAGCAACGAGGAUGGCACCUUCACCAUCUGCCAUAAGACAGAGGUGGUGAAGAACACACUCAACCCGGUGUGGCAGCCCUUCACCAUCCCUGUGCGUGCCCUCUGCAACGGUGACUACGACCGAACGGUGAAGAUAGAUGUGUACGACUGGGACCGGGAUGGGAGCCACGACUUCAUCGGGGAAUUUGCCACAAGCUACCGGGAGCUGUCUCGAGCACAGAGUCAGUUCACAGUGUAUGAGGUAGGACUGUGGGUUGGGAGUGGGGGCGGGAGGACAGCCCACUCUGGGACCGACCCGCCCCUGUGCCCGCAGGUGCUGAAUCCCCGGAAGAAAUGCAAGAAGAAGAAAUAUGUGAAUUCCGGCACCGUGACACUGCUCUCCUUCUCUGUCGAGUCCGAGUUCACCUUCGUUGACUACAUCCGGGGCGGGACGCAGCUGAAUUUCACCGUCGCCAUCGACUUCACGGCCUCCAACGGGUUGCCGUCACAGCCCACCUCGCUGCACUACGUGAGCCCCUACCAGCUGAGCGCCUACGCCCUGGCGUUGAAGGCAGUGGGGGAGGUCAUCCAGGACUACGACAGUGACAAGCUCUUCCCUGCCUAUGGCUUCGGUGCCAAAGUCCCACCCGACGGCAAGAUUUCCCACCAGUUCCCCCUGAACAACAAUGCAGAGAACCCCAGCUGCUGUGGCAUCGAGGGUGUGCUGGAGUCCUACCUCCAGAGCCUGCGCACCGUCCAGCUCUACGGUCCUACCAACUUUGCCCCCGUCAUCAACCAGGUGGCAGGGACAGCUGCCCAGGUGACUGAUGGCUCGCAGUACCACGUCCUCCUCAUCAUCACUGACGGUGUCAUCUCCGACAUGCUGCAGACCAAGGAGGCCAUUGUCACCGCUUCUGCCUUGCCCAUGUCCAUCAUCAUCGUGGGAGUGGGUCCGGCUGAGUUUGAGGCCAUGGAGGAGCUGGACGGUGAUGAGGUGCGGUUGUCUUCCCGGGGACGGUUCGCCGAGAGGGACAUUGUACAGUUUGUGCCGUUUCGGGAUUACGUGGAUGACUCGGGCAACCAGGUGCUGAGCAUGGCCCGCCUGGCCAAGGAUGUGCUGGCUGAGAUCCCCGAGCAGCUGCUCUCCUACAUGAAGACCCGUGACAUCAAACCCCGCCGGGCAGACCCUGAGUAGCUCCUCCAAGAGCCAUGGGAUCAGCUGGUGGGGCAAGGAUGUGUCACCUUUCCUCUGCCAGCGGCCAGGGCUUAGCAAAGGAGAUGUGGCUCCACCAGGCAGAUAAUCAGCUGCUACAGUUGGUGAAAACGGUUGGCGAAAACGGGGCUGUGACCCUCUUCUGGCAGCGAGACCACAGGGCUGGAUGUCCACGGCUGCCCUGAUGUCCACCAGCACGCUGGGGCUGGCUCGGACCAUGCAGUCCCAUCCCUCGGGCAGGGUGGCUGGGGGUCCACAGUGUGUGUGUGUGCCCCGGGAGGGCAGCCUGGUGCCUGUCCCAGGGCAAGGCUGACCCUGGGUGCCUGCCGGGGGUCACAGCCCUGCUGCUCCUUGGGGCAGGGGUCUCACCCUGUUCCUGCCUGCACCCCAUUCCUGCCUGCACCUCUCUCCUGCCUGCGCCCCGCUCCCGCGGCCCUGCUGACCCGGCCUGCCCCAUGGCCCGCCCCGCGGCCCGGGGUCCCGCAGCCGCGGGGUGCCGGAGCGGGGGGCAGGCGGGUCUGUACGCGUUACCGACUGUAAAUAAACUGCUCAACGGGG
Myiozetetes cayanensis is the source of this 2448-nucleotide messenger RNA. It is a transcript of the gene CPNE9, whose product is annotated as copine family member 9. NCBI's taxonomy places the organism in Eukaryota, Metazoa, Chordata, Aves, Passeriformes, Tyrannidae. Gene Ontology annotation, cellular component: plasma membrane. The coding region runs from base 163 to 1872 and encodes 569 amino acids. The record is from RefSeq and is a predicted model, not a curated record. Gene Ontology annotation, molecular function: calcium-dependent phospholipid binding. Gene Ontology annotation, biological process: cellular response to calcium ion. The transcript has 19 exons.